AUGGCUUCUCUCAAUAACUCCAUUCUCACAUUCCAAACAUGUACACCCCAUCAGCACGAAGGUACAACUGAUUUCAAACCCGCCGAUUCAUUUCUUCCUCCCUCUUAUUUCCUUACUAGAGUCAAGUCGUCAACCAGAACACGCUCUUUGUCCUCUAAAACUAGCCAAUCUUUCACAUCUAUCAUUAACGAGUUCGAAAAAGAAAAGAUCAACAAAUCCAUCGAUCAAUUAGAAGAAAGUGAAAAUACUAGUAAAAUUUAUGAACCGGAAGUAGUAGAUCGAUGGCUUGAAAUUCAUGGUCAAGAUGAUUGGGUAGGUAUGCUUGAUCCAAUGGAUCCAAUUCUACGUAACGAAUUAAUUCGUUACGGAGAAAUGGCUCAAGCUUGUUACGAUGCUUUCGAUUUCGAUCCAUAUUCUAAAUAUUGUGGGAGUUGCAAAUUUCCAAGGCGUAAGUUUUUUGAUGGAUUAGGGAUGGCUGAAUAUGGGUACGAUAUCACACGUUAUCUAUAUGCAACUUCAAAUAUUAACUUGCCAAAUUUCUUCAAGCAAUCGCGUUGGCCUAAGAUAUGGAGUAAAAACGCGAAUUGGAUUGGUUAUGUUGCGGUUUCAAAUGAUGAAACGACGAAACGGUUAGGGCGUCGUGACAUAACAAUAGCAUGGAGAGGUACCGUGACUCGUUUGGAAUGGAUUGCUGAUUUAAUGGAUUAUCUCCGUCCGAUUUCUUCAGAUAAUAUACCUUGCCCUGAUCCUAAUGUCAAGGUGGAGUCUGGAUUUCUUGAUCUUUACACUGACAAAGACGAGAAGUGCAGGUAUUGCAAGUUUUCAGCUCGAGAACAGAUACUAACGGAAGUGAAAAGAUUAAUAGAAAUGUAUCCAGACGAGGAAAUGAGCAUAACGGUUACCGGGCACAGCUUAGGCAGCGCGCUAGCAAUAUUAAGCGCGUACGACAUAGUCGAAACGGGCUUAAAUGUAAAGGAGGAUACAAGUGCUGUGCCAAUUUGUGUAUUUUCAUUUUCAGGGCCAAGAGUUGGUAAUGUAAGGUUCAAAGAAAGAAUUGAAAAAUUAGGUGUGAAAGUGUUGAGAGUUGUGAAUGUUCAUGAUAUUGUGCCAAAAUCACCAGGAUUAGUGUUGAAUGAGAAUUCACCCUCUAUGGUUAUGAAGAUAUGUGCAAAGUUGCCAUGGAGUUAUUCACAUGUUGGUGUGGAGUUGGCUUUGGAUCAUAAGAAUUCACCUUUUUUGAAACCAACUAGUGAUCUUGUUUGUGCACAUAAUUUGGAGGCUCAUUUGCACUUGCUUGACGGAUAUCAUGGAAAAGGGAGAAGAUUUGUGCUUGAAAAGGGAAGAGACAUAGCAUUAGUGAACAAAGCAUGUGAUUUUUUGAAAGAUCAUUAUUGUGUUCCUCCCAAUUGGAGACAAGAUGAAAACAAAGGCAUGAUUAGAGACAAAGAUGGACGUUGGAUUCAACCUGAACGUCCUAGACUUGAUGAUCAUCCUCAUGAUAUUCAUCAUCAUCUCAAACAUUUAGGACUUUAAU
Solanum verrucosum is the source of this 1534-nucleotide messenger RNA. RefSeq names its product phospholipase A1-Igamma2, chloroplastic-like. The transcript is spliced from 4 exons. Bases 1 to 1533 code for a protein of 510 amino acids. Gene Ontology annotation, biological process: lipid metabolic process. Gene Ontology annotation, molecular function: glycerophospholipase activity. The record is from RefSeq and is a predicted model, not a curated record. Lineage: Eukaryota; Viridiplantae; Streptophyta; Magnoliopsida; Solanales; Solanaceae.